CCUUCAUUCAUUACGAUGCCUUGCUACUUGUGCAACCGACCCACAGCUCUCUCUCUCAUAAAGAAAAAGUUAUAAAAACAGUAGGCAUAUUAAACCGGCAGAAGAAGUAGUAGCUAAAAAUAAAGAAAAAGAUAAGUGUUAAAUGCUUACCACCAACCGCCUUUAGUUAUAUCUCUCUCAUUCUUCAAGCCUUGUAGUACAUUCUUUCUUCUUCUCUCUGCUUCGAAGCAACCACUUCACUCUCUCUCUCUCUCUCUCUCUCUUCACUCUUCACUCUUUCUAAACUCGAAUUCUUUUUCCUUAAGUUUAGAGAGUUAGCUCUCAGUUUUUCUGAUCUGUUGUAAGACAUGAGUAAACAAGAGUUUAUGAAGAUGCAGCAGACCUGUGUUCUUAAAGUGAAUAUACAGUGUCAUUGUGAUGGAUGUAAGAAGAAAAUAAAGAAACUUCUGCAAAAUAUCGACGGGGUGUACAAUACUCAAAUAAAUGCAGAGCAAGGGAAGGUAACUGUGACAGGAAAUGCUGAUCCAGCAAUACUCAUAAAGAAGCUUGAGAAGUCAGGGAAGCAUGCUGAACUAUGGGGAGCUCCAAAGGGCUUCAAAAACUUCCAAAACCUUCCCAACAAUCAAUUCAAGAAUAUGCAACUUGAUCAUGGCAAAGAUAACAAAUCACAAAAGGGUGGUAAAGGAGGACAACAAGUACAGCAUCAAAUGCAACAAUUCAAAGGAUCGAAGGAUCUAAAAAUGCCCCAUAAAGACCAGAAAUCUGUCAAGUUCAACAUGCAGGAUGAUUAUAUUGAUGCAAGUGAUGACGAUUUUGAUGACGAUUUUGAUGAGUUUGAUGAGGAAUUUGAUGAUGAUUUUGAUGAUGAAGAUGAUGAGGAGUUUGGUCACGGUCAUGGUCAUGGUUAUCAGGGUCAUCAUCAUUUGCCUAACAAGGCGAUGCCUAUGAUGAAUAAUGGCCAUUUGCCUAACAAGGCGAUGCCUAUGAUGAAUAAUGGCCAUUUGCCUAACAAGAUGAUGCCAAUGAUGAAUAAUGGCCAUGGAUCACAUGGUCCUCAUAAUAUGUUUAAUGGGCCUAUGCUUCAUGAUAAAAAGGAUGGUGGUAAUGGGGGAGGAGGAGGAGGAGGAGGAGGAGGGAAGGUCAAGAAAGGUGGUGGGGACUUCGAGAUACCUUUGGUAAUGAAGGGCAAAGGAGGCAAUAAUAAUGAUAGUAAAAAUGGUAAAGGAGAAAAGAAAGGUGGAGGUGGUGAUGGAAAGAAUGGUCACAGCAAAGGAGGGAGUAAAAAACAAGAUGGUAAAGAGAAGAAGAAUAGUAGCAAAGGUGGUAUUGGUGCAUUCUUAAGUUUCGGUAGAAAGAGUAAAAAUGGAAGAGAAGACAGUACUGAUAAGAGUAUCAAUCAUCACAACUCAGCUGGAAACAAUAACAGCAAGGGGGCCAAGAAAGGUGGAGGCAAAAAUAAUGACGGGGUCCAUGAUUUUAACAAAACGAAACAAGGGUACCAUGAACUCGAUGUUAAUGGUGGGAGUGGUGCCAAAAACAUGGCGAAGAUGGGGCAAAUGGGGCAGAUGGGGCAGAUGGCGCAAAUGGGCCAAAUGGGUCAGAUGGGGCAAAUGGGCCAUAUGCGCCCGAUGGGUAGUUAUGGAGGGAUGGGUAAUUUUCCUGCAGUUCAAGGACUGCCUGCAGCAGCAGCAGCAGCAGCCAUGAAUGGUGGAUAUUACCAAGGGAUGGGAGGAGGCAACCCUUACAGUCAUCAACAGCAGCAGCAGCAGCAACAACAAUAUAUGGCAAUGAUGAUGAAUCAGCAGAGGCAAAAUGGGAACGAUAUGUUUCAACCAAUGAUGUAUGCCCGGCCGCAUCCUGCAGUUAACUACAUGCCGCCGCCGCCAAUGCCGUCUCACCCGAUGUCCGAUCCCUACACUCAUGUCUUCAGUGAUGAGAACACUGAUAGCUGCAGUAUAAUGUGAAGUCAAGUAGAGUAGUUUAAUAAAUGUUGUUUAUGCUUAUAUGGGAUAUAUGAGCUUCUGUAAUGGGUUGCUUAUACAAAGGGCGCAAGGUUUUUCAAGAAACCUUUACCCAAAGUUAUGUGUCUUGGAAAUAGGCAGUAAUUUUUGUUUCAAAUUAGCAUCAUUCAAACCCUUUUGUUUGAUUAUAGUGGUGUACAUCAUUUUGCCAAUUUUUGCUUGAGGAAGCAAUUAUAGAGCAAUGUAUAAGAACUUGGUCAUGGGUGUAAAAGGUAUUCUAUCUGAUGAUGGUUGCCAAAUCUGCACAACCUUUGUGUCA
Molecule: messenger RNA, 2280 nt
Organism: Ricinus communis (castor bean)
Lineage: Eukaryota; Viridiplantae; Streptophyta; Magnoliopsida; Malpighiales; Euphorbiaceae
Product: heavy metal-associated isoprenylated plant protein 34
Exons: 3
Coding region: 348-1964 (538 amino acids)
Molecular function (GO): metal ion binding
Source: RefSeq, a predicted model, not a curated record